This is a messenger RNA of Musca domestica (house fly), 4042 nucleotides long. It is a transcript of the gene PIG-O, whose product is annotated as GPI ethanolamine phosphate transferase 3. The transcript has 6 exons. Gene Ontology annotation, cellular component: endoplasmic reticulum membrane. The record is from RefSeq and is a predicted model, not a curated record. Gene Ontology annotation, biological process: GPI anchor biosynthetic process. Gene Ontology annotation, molecular function: mannose-ethanolamine phosphotransferase activity. Bases 520 to 3792 code for a protein of 1090 amino acids. Lineage: Eukaryota; Metazoa; Arthropoda; Insecta; Diptera; Muscidae.
AAUUCCCAAAGCACAUCACGGGAAGUAGUGUUAGAAUUCGACUCUUGCCAUUUGCAGAUCCGGAAAACUUUCGGUUUAAACCAGUAAAAUAUAGUCAUUAUAAGUUUCUUGGUUUAAAAAAUAUCGCAAUACAAUAAAAUUACAAUAAAAAUUUUUAUUGCGACGUUCGUUUACGAUGAGAGGCACACAAAAUAAAAUGUAAACAAACACCUCGUUUCUGAUUGGUUGAAACAAACUUGCCGCAACCUUUAAAUGUCAUGGCGAAUCUAUGUUUUUCGCCUUAGAUGCCAAUUUUGACAUUUAAGGGUACCACAAAAGUUGCUUUGUUGUAGCAAUUCGCCGAUGCGGUUACCUGUUAGAUCUACCUUGGUUGGGACGUAUUUCAUUUUUUUCAACGCCCUCAUAAUUCGCUCUUCAUCGUUGCGCUGUAGUCUCCAUAAGCUCCAUCCACUCCAUCCAUAUAUAUCAAAGAAUAAAAGUAAUAUAUAAACCCAACCAUUACCAAGCAAGAGUGGAAACAUGAAGUUUGCUCUCAGCUAUGCUUUGAUACUUGCAUGGCUCGCAUAUUUAAUUUCAUCUGGAGUGUAUCUUUUCUCGCGUGGAUUUCUAUUAUCGCGAGUCUCUAAGACAGAUGUCAAUAGCUGCCGGCAUUUGUCCAAAGAUCCAAAUGACGAAUACUUCCUAACGGAUGACGUUGUCGACGAAAUUUUUAAAGAUGUCAAUGCUUCAUCAAAUUUGUGUCUUCCGCAAAAAUCAAAAGUAAUUAUUUUGUUAAUUGAUGCCCUCAAAUAUGACUUUGGAGUCUACAAGGAAAAUGUAACGGAGCCACUACCGUAUGAAAAUAAAUUGGAUGUAUUCAGAGACUUAAUUAGAAAUGAACCGCAGCAUUCUCGGCUCAUGCGAUUUAAAGCUGACCCGCCCACUACAACUCUACAACGCCUGAAGGGGCUAACCACGGGCAGUCUUCCAACAUUUGUUGAUAUUGGGUCUAAUUUCGCUUCUCCUGAAAUAAAUGAGGACAACAUAAUCGAUCAGAUGGUAAAGAAUGGGUUGCCGAUUGUUUUUAUGGGUGAUAGUACCUGGACCGAUCUUUAUCCAAAUCGUUUCAAGCGUUCGUAUUCUUAUCCCAGUUUUGAUAUUUUCGAUUUGGACACAAUUGAUCGUAAAAUCGAAAAGCAGUUGCCAAAGGAAAUUCAAAAAGACGAUUGGCAAGUUCUCAUUGCUCAUUUUUUGGGAGUGGAUCAUUGUGGUCACAAACAUGGACCACUUCACGAAGAAAUGUCUCGGAAACUUACAGAAAUGAAUAACGUUAUAAAAAAUGUGGCAUCUCAAAUGAGUGAUGAUACAACCCUUCUAGUGAUGGGCGACCAUGGCAUGACGAUAUCUGGUGAUCACGGCGGAGACUCUUAUGAUGAAAUCAAUGCCCUUCUAUUUGCCUACUCUAAACAGACAAAAUUUUUAAACGGUGACUAUGGUUCUGACACAGACGUAAUGCAGCAGAUUGAUCUUGUGCCCACACUUGCAACAAUUCUUGGCAUACCAAUACCAUAUUCAAAUUUGGGAUUAAUUAAUUUUAAUAUUGUACCUGAUGUCGCUGUGCCUCAUAUGACAAAAUUACAAACACUGAUCUUACACGUAUGGCAAAAUGCCCAACAAAUCUACACAUACUUUUACAAUUAUGCUGUCGAAAACAAGCGCAGUUUCAAUGUGGAACAAAUGGAUCGCAUGGACACUGAGUUCAUUUUGCUGACACACCGCGUCAAAUCUAUAUAUAAUGAUGCGGCUUUCAAAUCAUUUAUUGGGGAUCUAAACGCACAUCUUCGACAAAUUCUAAGUACAUGUCGCGAAUUAUGGGUCAAAUUCGAUGCAACACAAAUGUCUCAAGGCCUCUUGGUGACAUUUUUUGCUGUGUUUCUGCCAUUUGUGCUUAUAUCUAAUACACCUGCUGGUAAAUUAUCCAAUAUUUUUACUAUCAAGGAGCUGGGUUACACGUAUUUGCUAAACUUGGCCGCUGGGGUUUUCGGUUAUCGUUACUAUAGGAAUUUUUCCUUCAAAACUGAAGAACACGCAGUAAUAUUUUUUACGAAUGUAAUAAGUACGCUCAUACUUGUAUUUCACAUGGCUCAGAAUUGGUACACCAUUGCAAUCAGUUGGUCAAAAGUAAAACGAUUUGCAAAUAUGCCAACACGGGCUAUACUCAUCAUAUUGAUGUCAAUUUGCUACUCAAAUAGUUUUGUCGUAAACGAGGGCCAUGUCCUAUCCUAUUUGCUCGUAUGUGUAAUUAUACUUAUGGCAUAUGAGCUGUUGCAGAAGAGCAUUCGUGUUGACUUUAAAACAAAAUUCAAGCCACAGCAGUUUAUCAAAUCUACAGCCUUUAAGCUUUUAUUGGCAUGUGUUUUGGCUGUAUGUUUAAUACGUUUUGCAACCACAUUUUUCCGCUGCCGAGAAGAACAAGGUAACUGCAUGGACUUUACAACCAACUCUUCAGCAGGAAGCUUCUCCCUAAAAAAACCAUCAAGUGCCAAAUCGUACAUUCUUUCUAUUGUGAUUGUCGUCCUGUACACUACACUGAGUCGGAUCUAUUUACGAUCUUGUGGAAACUUAACUGGUACUUCUGUAAAUAUAUUAAUGGCUCGUUAUGGUCCAACGGUAGCUAGCAUUUGUACAGGUGGUCAUAUUCUCCUAUCCAAUAGCUCUGUAAAGAAUGUCGAUCGCACCCACAUUGACAUGAUGGCCUUGAUAGUAUACGCGUUGCUGGUUGUCCAAGUUAUUGUUGUUACUGUUUCGCCAUUAAUGGUCUACGUCUUGCCACAGAAAAAUAAGUCGACCAUUUCUGUGAGUCGUACAGACAACAUUAUUCCUGAAAUAUUUAAAAAAAUGAAAAGUAUGUAUCAGGGAGAUGAUGCGGAACGGCACAGCGACAUACCCGUCGUCUAUGGUCUGGCAACAAUAUAUUCAUCAGUGCUCAUAUCGUUUGGAACCUUUCUAGCCAUGGUUCUUGUCAUCAUUUUAGAGCCAAAGUCCUGCUCUGGCAUUGUUGUAUGUAUAGCUGUGGGUGCUAUAAUUUUGUCAUUACAUGCGGUCUUGCGGUAUAGAACAGCAGUUAAUUUCGAAACAUGUGUACAACCAACAUUUACCGCCAUUGUUGGUUGGUUUAUACUGGGACAUUUCUGCUUCUUUGCCACAUCCCACCAAACAACAUUGUCGCAGAUAGAUUGGCGUGCCGCAUUCGUUGGUCGCACAACAAGUAUUGGGCAGUCUCAUUUUAUAUCUGGAAUUCUAGUCAUUCUCAAUACAUUCUGUGGGCACAUUCUGUUCUCCUGUAUGUUUGGUUUACUAGCCACCGAGACUUUUUCAAUUUUCGCCUUGUUUCCCACUUUGAUAAAAACAAAUGCAAAUAGGGAUCGGAAGUUGGAUUGCAAUAACACAACAAAAACAGCAUCCGCUACAUAUGAUCGAUCUCUAAGUGAGAUUUCCAACGAAUGCGUUGGGUUCGAUAUGACUCGUGGCGAAUUGGUCCUAUUCGAAAACGAAAAUAUAUUUGUUGGGACCGUUUUUAAGCUCGCCGUUCAACUAUACAUUUUGCAGGGAGCUAAGAUAUUCUGUGCUAUGUUAGCAUGUACCAUACACUGCCGUCAUCUAAUGGUUUGGAAAAUAUUUGCUCCUCGUUUUAUUUAUGAAAGUAUUGCAACAUUUGUAUCAAUGCCAGCAAUUAUUGUAGGAUUUCUACUGAUACUUCGAAUACACAAAGGUGUCGAUGGCUUAAUAUCUAAGAUCAACAAAAACAAAUAAUUAUAAAAGUAUGUCUUAUUGGGCUUUUAAAUUAAGCUGUAAAAUGUAUUUACUAAAAUACGAAAUUAGCUAAUUUUAUUACUUGACAAGAAAAUUUGUUACUAUUAUUUAUAAAGACUUUAUAGUAUUGUUUUACUUAGUUGAUUGUAAUUGCUUUGUUUGUAUGUACCAUGAUAGCAUUUAAGCAUUUUACUUUAUAUCAAUAAAAACCAAAAACGUAUUUUAAAUAAAACGGUUUAUUUUUUCGAAA